Messenger RNA from Rosa chinensis, 1558 nucleotides. Its product is annotated as putative F-box protein At3g24700. The transcript has a single exon. The record is from RefSeq and is a predicted model, not a curated record. NCBI's taxonomy places the organism in Eukaryota, Viridiplantae, Streptophyta, Magnoliopsida, Rosales, Rosaceae. Gene Ontology annotation, molecular function: protein binding. Bases 195 to 1475 code for a protein of 426 amino acids.
UGCAUCUUGUUGCAUGGCUUUCUUUUGAAUCUCUUUUUCUCUUUUUUUUGGAAGAAAAAUCUCUUUUUUUCAAAUCAAUGCAAUUUCUUACAAUUCUGAGCUUAAUUCUGUCUCAUUGUACUUGAAGAAUGUAUAUUUACGAAUAGAAAAGAGGUAGUAGAAGAAGAAGAACAAGAGGCUCAGAAAAAGCAGAAAUGGCUGAGCUAAUUUGCAAAAUGCCGGAAGAGAUGACAUUGCAAUUUCUUUCGAGGCUGCCUCCCAAAUCUCUGAUGCGAUUCAAGUGCAUCCAUAAGUCAUGGUAUGCUUUGAUCAAUAAUCCCAAGUUCAUAGACAAGCACCUCCACUUGUACAACAAAGACUCCUACACUUGCUUCCUUCUCAAGCGCUCCGUGGUUGCAAGAACCCAAAGUAUCAAAGAGGAGAUCUUAUUUUCAUUCCUUUAUGUUCCGAAUGACAAUGAUGAUGAAGACAGUCAUCCUCAUUGUGUUGUGGAGGACAUCUAUUUUCCGACUGCUAUGGGUCUAAAGACUAAGGGGCACAAUAUUGAGCUCCCUGGGUCAUACGGUGGUGAAACUAUAUACAUUUUAGGUCAUUGUGAUGGGAUCAUUUGUCUAGUUUAUCAUAGCGGAGGCCUUGUGUUCUACAACCCAUCGAUACGAGAAUUCAAGAUUAUUCCCCCUUCAUGUCUUACCGAGUCAUUCUCUUGUGUUGGGGGAUUUGGAUAUGAUCCAAAAUGUAAGGAUUACAAGGUGGUUAAUAUUGUACCAUCAGGUGAAGAUUCAUAUGAUCAUAACCAGCGUCUGGUUAUUUAUCCUCCAAGGGCAGAAGUAUACACUUUGAGUACUGAUUCUUGGAGGCAAAUCAAGAUUGAUUAUUUAGAAACAGAAACUACUAGCUUUUGGCCUGACAUUUAUCAGAUGUGCUACAAGGGAGUUUUUUAUUGGUUGGGUCAUGAACAAGAUAAGGAAUACCUCUGUUAUUAUGACAGGCUUUCGUCGCCAAGCAUUAGGGAUGUAAUCCUUUUGUAUGACACUGGUGAAGAGGUAUUUCGUACUAGACUACUUCCGGAUAGUUUCAAGGACCUAGGAUUGCAUGCUUUAUCUAUGAGUCUAACAAUGUGGAAUGGAUCUAUUGCUCUUUUUGGCUUUUCUUAUUGGGGUCCGGAUAUUGAGUCCUUCAAAAUAUGGAUGAUGGAUGACUUUGGCAGUUGGACAAAACACUUGACCUAUGAGACCAUAAUGGGAAUUUAUUUGUCAUUGGUGUUAUGGAGAAGUGAUGACGUUCUUAUGGUUGCCAAUGACGGACGUAUAGUCUCCUAUAGUCUAAGUAGAGAUAGGGUUAAGUAUUUUCCAAUUCAAGGUGUUUGGGGAACUUAUCAAGCUUUCGUUUGUGUGAAUUCGAAUAGUAUUGUUUCAGUCAAGGGAGGCAACAAGGUUGAGAGCAGAGAUAUACAAACUAGUAAUGUCCUCCUGUAACUUCUCCUAUGUUUCGUGUUUCUAAGUUUGUUGAAAUGUUUACCAAGUCGAAUGGACUGCUAAUGAAAUCAAAUUUCUUGUUG